Molecule: messenger RNA, 655 nt
Organism: Spodoptera exigua (beet armyworm)
Lineage: Eukaryota; Metazoa; Arthropoda; Insecta; Lepidoptera; Noctuidae
Source: the annotation of a GenBank genome assembly
GGCCCUAUCCAAACUGCCCAAUAAUAUCCUGGGUCCCGUCACCCCGGCCACUGUCGUUGAUAAAACUUGUCAUUCACCGACCGCCAUGUUGGAACAACACAUGAUGUGGGACGACAUCGCUAUACUGGCGAGAUAUUUGCUGAUGUUAUCCUUCAACAACUGCCUGGACGUGGCCCGCCACCUGCCCUACCUGUUCCACACGGUGACCUUCCUGGUGUGCUCAGGAACUGUCUCCAUGCGCGCCGCCACUCACGGGCUGGUCAUCAACAUCAUACACUCGCUUUGUACCUGCACUACGCCUAGCUUUUCAGAGGAUACCCAACGCGUCCUAAGGCUGUCCUUGGACGAAUUCGCUCUGCCCAAGUUCUACCAGAUGUUUGGAAUAUCGAAGGUCAAGUCAGCAGCCGUCACUGCCUUCCGGAGUCCUUACAACAGGCAUACUAAUGAUUGGAUUAGCAAACUGAAGUGGCAGUGGGCAGGUCACAUUUGUCGAAGAACCGAUGACCGUUGGGGUAGACGUGUUCUAGAGUGGAGACCACGUCUAGGCAAACGUAGUGUAGGGCGCCCUCCAGCUAGGUGGACUGACGACAUCCGCAGGGUGGCUGGUAGUGAGUGGUUGGAUGAGAAGAGCGGAACAUCGAGCUCAGUGGCGUGA